Podospora bellae-mahoneyi is the source of this 2629-nucleotide messenger RNA. RefSeq names its product Glycine--tRNA ligase 1, mitochondrial (gene GRS1). NCBI's taxonomy places the organism in Eukaryota, Fungi, Ascomycota, Sordariomycetes, Sordariales, Podosporaceae. Gene Ontology annotation, molecular function: glycine-tRNA ligase activity; ATP binding. The transcript is spliced from 2 exons. Bases 250 to 2454 code for a protein of 734 amino acids. Gene Ontology annotation, biological process: mitochondrial glycyl-tRNA aminoacylation. Gene Ontology annotation, cellular component: cytoplasm; mitochondrion. The record is from RefSeq and is a predicted model, not a curated record.
GCACAUCUUGGAAAAUAGCGGUUAAUUGAAUUUCCGCUGAUUCAUGCCCCUCCAACCCUGAAGCCCCGGACAGUGUCUCGCCGUAGAAUGCAUCCACCGUGCCAUGGCUGGUGUGGUGCCCUGCUGUGGCAGCCGUUUCCUGGGUUUCAUCUAUCGGGUCUCGAAAAAAAAAAAAAGAGGAGUGCCUUAGAAAAACGGCCACCGUGACUCACUGAGAGGGGGACGAGGCCAACACUUGCAAUUGGGGGAAUGAAGCCUCUUCUGUCCCUCAUCCUCACCCGCCGCCUGUCUUCACCACUUGUUGCUGGCACUCCACUCCACUCCAACAACAACUAUACAUCUGUAGUAGCCCCUCUCCGUAGGCUUCACCGUCCACCCUUUGUCCCGUCUACCCCGCGCCUCAAGUUCCAGAUACCGCAGACCAACAAAAAGAAGCCCGAAAAGAUGUCGACAGAUGCCACCACCCUCAAGGGCCAGCCCCUCGACAGGGCCGCCCUCGACGCCAUGCUGAGGCGGCGUCUCUUCUACACUCCCUCGUUCGAAAUCUACGGCGGCGUCUCUGGCCUCUACGACUAUGGCCCGCCGGGUUGCGCUCUCCAGGCCAAUGUCAUUGACCUCUGGCGCAAGCACUUUAUCCUGGAGGAGGACAUGCUCGAGGUGGACUGCACUGUCCUGACCCCUCACGAUGUUCUCAAGACCUCCGGCCACGUCGACAAGUUUGCCGACUGGAUGUGCAAGGACCCCAAGAACGGCGAGAUCCUCCGUGCCGACCACUUCGUCGAAGACAUCCUCGAGCAGCGGCUGAAGGGCGACAAGGAGGCCCGCGGCCUGAAGGUGGAGGAGAAGGAAGAGACAGACAAGAAGAAGGCGGCCAAGAAGAAGAAGAACAAGGGCGGUGUUGAGGCCGUCAGGCUUGACGAUGCCGUGGUCAAGGAGUAUGAGGAGAUUCUGGCUCAGAUUGACAAUUACAACGGUGAGCAGCUGGGCGAGCUGAUCAAGAAGCACGAUCUCCGGAAUCCCGCGACCGGCCUCCAGCCCACGCCUCCCGUCUCCUUCAACCUCAUGUUCCAGACCUCAAUUGGUCCCAGCAGCAACCUCCCCGGUUACCUGAGACCGGAGACGGCCCAGGGCCAGUUCCUCAACUUUGCCAAGCUCUUGGAGUUCAACACGGGCCAGAUGCCGUUCGCCUCUGCCUCCAUUGGCAAGUCUUACCGCAACGAAAUCUCUCCCCGCGCCGGUCUCCUGCGUGUCCGCGAGUUCUUGAUGGCCGAGAUUGAGCACUUUGUCGACCCGGAAGGCCACAAGAAGCACGCCCGCUUCCACGAGGUGGCCGACGUCGAGCUUGCCUUUCUCGACCGCCACACUCAGCUCUCCGGGUCAACGGUCGUCAAGAAGCAGACGAUCGGUCAGGCCGUCAAGGAGGGCCUCGUCGACAACGAGACCCUCGGCUACUUCCUCGCCCGCAUCCUCCUCUUCCUCAAGAAGAUUGGCAUCGACGAGAAGAAGAUCCGCUUCCGCCAGCACAUGGACAACGAGAUGGCUCACUACGCCUGCGACUGCUGGGAUGCUGAGCUUCACACUUCGGCCGGGUGGGUUGAGUGCGUUGGCUGUGCCGACCGCAGCGCGUACGACUUGUCCGUCCACGCCAAGAAGACUGGUGCGCCGCUUGUUGUGCGUCAGCGCCUGGAGGAGCCGAUCACUAUUGAGGAGUGGGAUAUUGCGAUUGACAAGAAGAACUUUGGUCCAUUUUACAAGAAGGACGGCAAGACGAUUGAGAAUGCUCUCCUGGCCACCACCCAGGAGCAGCGUGGCGAGCUUGUGAAGCAGCUGGAGGAGAACGGCAAGGUUGUGAUUGACGUGCCUGGUGUGAACGACGGCAAGGUGGAGGUUAGCAAGGACUUGCUGGCUAUCAAGUGGGUGAAGCGUGUUGAGAACGUUAGGGAGUACACCCCCAACGUGAUUGAGCCUUCGUUUGGUAUCGGCCGUAUUCUGUACUCUCUUAUGGAGCACAACUACUGGACCAGAGCCAGUGAGGGUGGUGAUGAGGCCCGUGGUGUCCUCUCUUUCCCUCCGGCUGUCGCCCCGACCAAGGUCCUCAUCGUGCCUCUCUCCUCCAACAAGGACUUUACCCCCGAGGUCCGCAAGCUCUCCCAGAAGCUCAGGUCGGCCGGCGUGUCCAGCCGGAUUGACGACUCGUCUGCCAGCAUUGGCAAGCGGUACAGCAGAAAUGAUGAGCUGGGCACUCCGUUUGGUGUCACGGUUGAUUUCCAGACUCUGAAGGAUGGGACGGUGACGCUGAGAGAGCGGGACAGCACACGGCAGGUGAGGGCGGAGGAGGACAAGAUUAUUGCGGCGAUCAAGGCGCUGGUGGAGGGGACCAAGACGUGGCAGGAUGUGGAGGGGGAGUUGCCGAUUUUUGAGGGGCAGCAGGAGGUUGAGGUUGUUGUGAGGUAGGGGGUGGCUGAGGAAGAAAAAUCGUAAAAUAGUUUAAAGGGUUUGAUAGUGGGGGGCGGUCAGCAAGCAAAGCAAAGCAAGCAAGCAAGCAGGGUUAAAUUAGCAGGGUGUUAUAGAGAUGGCUGUUGGACACUUUGGAAUCUAGAUGUUUGUUCUUCUACAUUGCAGUACCUGU